Messenger RNA from Dreissena polymorpha, 703 nucleotides. RefSeq lists its product as uncharacterized. The transcript has 5 exons. NCBI's taxonomy places the organism in Eukaryota, Metazoa, Mollusca, Bivalvia, Myida, Dreissenidae. Bases 56 to 703 code for a protein of 215 amino acids. The record is from RefSeq and is a predicted model, not a curated record.
UGCAAAGUAUGUGUCUGACCGGAAGGGCUUUAGAAAGCUGCUGCAUCAAGAGCUGAUGUCAGGUUGUUACGACAUACUGUACCUGCAUCUUGGCUCUAACGAUGUUUGCUGCAAGGAUAGCGAUUUCUACCGUUGUGUGACAGAGAUCCUUGAUGUUGUAUUCAGUGUGUGCACUGAAAUACACGUGGUGCUUUGCGAGAUUCUUCCACGCGAUUUUGAUGUGAGAAUGUUUCCCCGAUGGCCACUCUCAGGGGCACAGUUGAGGAACUACUGCCAGUGGAUAAGGAGCGCAAACAGCAUGCUGUGGGAACUGAGUCACCAUGUGCCUUCUGUGAGAUACAUGGACUAUGGAGCAACUAAACAGAAGUCCCUGUACUUGUCCCAUGAUGGACUACAUCUGAGUGCUGAAGGGGCUAGGAGGUGUUUAGCAUCCAUACAGGACGACCUGCCAAACCAGCUGUGUGUGGAGGCUGCUGUUCAAGAUCCUACAGAAUGGCCAGCUCUCUCAGCCACGGAAGUACCGGUUCAGGAGCAUGACAGCACCAUAGCACUCUUUUCGGAUAUUGUGCAGACUGGAGCUCAACCAGAGAUUCAAGACAAGGUGGAUGCAAGUGAAGUACCAGUUCCCAGGGACAUUAAGUUGUCACAGCCAGAGCUAAGAGGUCUGCAACCAGAAAUACCAAAAGAUAUGGAAAGAAGGUAA